Molecule: messenger RNA, 609 nt
Organism: Rhizophagus irregularis DAOM 181602=DAOM 197198
Lineage: Eukaryota; Fungi; Glomeromycota; Glomeromycetes; Glomerales; Glomeraceae
Source: RefSeq, a predicted model, not a curated record
AUGUUCGUCACUGAUUUACGGAGCUUUGCUAAUUACGCUGCUGCUGCUUAUUGUAAGGUUCCUCUUGAUAAUUGGGACUGUGGAGAAGUCUGCCAGGCAACUGCGGCUUUCAUAGCCUUGGUUGAAUCACAAAAAUUAAUCGUCAUAUUAUAUAGAGGAACGGUACCAGGAAGUUUUAAAAAUCUCUUUACUGACGCAAACUUUAUAACGAAAGAUUACCAUUCUACAGAUGGUCUUAGGGUACACCGUGGAUUUUAUAAUGCUUUUCUCGAAAUGCAACCCGAUGUUACCGAUGAUGUUGUAAAUUUACACCAAGAAAGACUCGAUUUCAGGAUCGGAUUUAUGGGUCACAGUUUAGGUGGUGCACUUGCUACAUUUUCAGCAUUAGAUUUUGUGCAAAAAGUGCCAGAAUUAGCUAAUAAUGAAACAAUUACCCUAAAAUCAGUAAGAACUAUAGUUCGUGGUGAUCCAAUUCCUCGUUUGCCUCCAGGAAUUCCACUUCCAUUUGUUGGCCUCUAUAAACAUUUUGGCGAAGAAUUAUAUAUAAAUAAUCUUGAUCAAGAUCCAAAUGAAUUUAUUACAUAUAUUGGCGAAGUUACGAUACAAUAA